Pieris rapae (cabbage white) is the source of this 1176-nucleotide messenger RNA. RefSeq lists its product as uncharacterized. Lineage: Eukaryota; Metazoa; Arthropoda; Insecta; Lepidoptera; Pieridae. Bases 21 to 1166 code for a protein of 381 amino acids. The transcript has 2 exons. The record is from RefSeq and is a predicted model, not a curated record.
UGUUCUUCACAUGUUCCAUAAUGUUUAUAAUGCUGCAAAAUAAUCGUAACAUGAACUUUAUUACUAGACUAUUAUAUGCGCUAAACAAGCAAUCGAAAAUGUAUUUUGAAACACUUGGACUAAAAUUGUAUUUAAAUAAAACAGCAAAACAGUUUCGGACUGCCAUCACAAAGUAUGCUCCCACUGUUUGGGGAAAUAUUUACAAAAUAAUUCUCGAAAAAAUUGACUUUUACUUUAAACGACAGAUGUUACAUGCAUCUAAUUCAAUUAAUAACAAUUUACUUUUACUGAAACGUUUUAAAGAAUUAAAUGAGGAACGAAGGAAUUUAGGGAAGCUGUUACUGACAACAAUUCGGGAUAACAAAAAUAUCAGAAUGCGAUAUCAAUUAGAAAACCUAGCAAAAAACAGACUUACUCGUUAUAUUGAGGAUACAGAAAGAAUAAUAAAGAAAAACCGAUGCCAAUACGUAAGUUUCCAACAGCUAUAUUUAACAACACACCAAGAAAAUGUAUUUUUAAAAACCCGCAUUAAAAAACUUGUAAAAGAAAGAGACAAUGCAAAAAGAAAUCUUAUUGCCUUAAUAAACGAAGUGUACAAAUCAAGAAAUAAGGAUUUAAAAGAAUUCUGCUGUAAAUUUAUAGUAGAAACAAAAGAUAACAUUUUAAAUUCCGAUGUGAAAAGUGAAAUUCAGAAAUUCCUAGAUAAUUCUAUAAUAAAGCCAGAGGAGGCUGAAACCGUUAAUGGUAUUAGGCAUAACAACAGUUUGACGAAAAUUGAAUACGACUGUUUUUUAUCACAAGCACCCAAACUUCGAGGGCUUCCCGGCGAAUAUUGUUGGACCGUUAAGGAUAAAGACGGUUUAAUUGAAAAACUUUACGAAUACAACUUUCAGACUGACUACGACAAUGGAGAUACAAUAAGUAGGAUAAGGCAGUAUACUGUUUAUUGCGAUAAAGACUGCCUAUUGGAUUACAGAAGAUCGACCACCAUAGUCAAUGACUACACCACUCAAAACCUAGGAAGAUUCGAGGAUUGUAAAGUUAAAAAUAUUAACUACCCGAUAACAAGACAAAGAUUCUUGACUGGAUCCGAAGCAUUUCAAAAAUUUCUCAAAUGUUCUGGAAAUCUAGUACAAUGCUCGACAACUUUCACAUCAAGUAGAUAAUUUUAGUUUU